AGCAGUUGUACCGUGGAUAUUUAUUUUUUGUGGUAAGUCCUAAUCUGCAGCGAGUGAACGACCCACUUCCUUUGUUGUUUCCUUUUUUCACGCUCCAGGAGUGAAUAUGUCGUACAAUAAGCAGAACGCCCCAAGAGGGCCGUCUAUGGGCCCUGCUACUCAGACACGUCCGCGUGAACAGCGUGGGCGGGAAGAGGGCGGACCGCGCUCCUUAACCAGGGAACGACUAUCAAAUGGAAAAAUCCCCCCUCCCCAUAUCGAAAACGAGAUUUGUGAUGCUGUAUUUGAGUACACAAAUCGAGUUGUAAUGCUAGAAGGCCAAGAGACGCAGCUGUAGCCUCGUUUGCAGGCAAUUUGUCAUGCUGUUUCCCACUUCCAGCUGCCCCCUGUCAUGCUGAAGAUGCAAGGCUUUCCGACGCCAACCAGCACUACAGUCCGCAUCUUUCCCCUUCUAGCAUGACAAAGCUGAUUUGUGACCACAAAUCUGCAUCACAAAUUUCUAGUUUGAGUAUGGAGUGGGGGGAUUUUUCAUUUUGAUAACGACAACAGCAGAUGGUGGCCAAGAGCAGAUCCAACAGCGGCCCAGGGAUCCGAGAUAGAAGCCACGGCGGUGGAAGUGGUGCUGCUACUGCAGUCGAUGCGCGAGUUGUGCUCCCGUCACUGCACUACUUGUACGCGAAUGUCGACGUCCAGGAAUACGAACUCGCCACGCUGCUCGCAUGGGACCAAGCACUAUCAAGUGUAAAAAUGUCUGGGUCUGGAAGAUUCUGAGACUGGUCAUGCACAUUCUGCAUGAGCCAUGAGGUCUAGAAUGCGAGACCUAGCAUGACAGAUUCUGUGAGAUGAUCCGUGUCAUGCCUAUCCUGCAUUAGAAACUUCCUCUCAACUUGGUCAAAAGUGGACAGCUUUUGGCAUUCAUGCAACACAGAUUUUUGCACGAUCCAGAAUUAGCAUUACAAGUUGCAAUCUUCCAGACCCAGACAUUUUUGCAAUUCAUAAGCAGGCCGAUAUCACAACAUGCUACUUACGACGAUGGAUGUUUUUGCCUGCGCUCUGUCUGUCAUGCCUUUGUGUUUGCCACGAGCGGGGCCGGUACAAACGAACCGCUGCAUGACUGCCUCGGAGUGUUUGUAUCAGAGUUUUUUGAAGAUUUCCCGCCCCUUUCCGUGCUGAUAAAUUUCGUUUUUCCAUGCGCAAAUCCGCACCGGGAUUGUUCGUUGGAAGCAUGCCAGGCAGCGCAGUCGGACGUUUUUCUUCGCGAAACCCUGUCGGUGCAUAUCUCAUGUCAAAUCAGUGUCACAAACCCAUUAGAUACACGCAAGCGGCGCAUUUAUGUAUCUUUCCUGCGAAUCAUGCGAAGCAACUGCGGUCGGACCACUGCGUGCUUUGCUUUCAUACGCUGCGAAUGUGAUUUUGAUUUUUCCGCGGUGCGUGCUCAUGCAUUACAAGUCGCCCUUUUAGACAGUGAUUUGCCAUGCGAUACUUACGAAAGCAAUUGCUGCAGCUGAGGAAAUAUCAAAUGCAAAUAUGUCUGGGUCCUCUGGAAGGAUGCAACCUUAUCGUAGUCAUGCUAAGUCUCAAUCACAAAAACAUCGUGUAUUGCAUGUGCGCCAAAAGUUGCCCAGCUCCUGCCAGGAGGUCUCGCUAAAUCUCUGAUGCUUUUGUGUGCAUUCCAGACUGUGUCAUGUGCAUUCCUGCAUACUUCUAGAACCAGACAUAUUUGCAAUGCAUAGGGACAUCUUGGAUGACGUUCCGUACAAAGAAGAAUACCCUCUAGCGGACCUGGACGCCAAGAUACAGAUCGUCAGGCACCUCGAGACACUAUGGCUACACGAGACGGAACGGAUCACUGAUGCAUUCAGACAAGGUAAAAGUCAAUCCUCCACUGAUGGUUUUGUUUGGAUCUAACAUUGAAUGAGGGGCUAGCUUUUUUCUGUUUGUCAUUUUUAGCUGCCCCAUGAUCUCUUUCUACUUGCGUUGUAUCCUCCCAGUCGACAAUUUAUAAACGCAUGAAGUGUAACGAAGUAGUGGUAGAUCAUCGCAAAGACAAUAUAACGCACAGGUACACCCUGCUGCACCGAGACCGAGCACACAGGAGCUGCAGUUGCAGAAGAAAAAGGAUAUUACUUCGACGACAACCUCACCCUCGACACUCCGCUUUCCGCCGAGCGAAAACUGCAGGAGCAGGUUGAAUUAAUCCAUGGCAAACCUCCUGUACUGCCCCAAGACCUGUUAGUAGAGAACACAUGUUUAUUCUUCUGGAGAUUGUCAUGCGAUCGUCAGAGCGAAACUGGUUGACAAGUGUGCAAGAUGUAGCCCAUCGCGACUUUGUGAUUAGGUUAAAGCACCACCAGCCGCGAUGCUCUUCUUUCCCAAAGCUGUAUCACCAUGUCUUGGGCUGGCAGGUUGCUUUGCGUUGCAUAAAAAUUCGCGCUUCCACAGCCCGGCGAUUUCUUCCCUGUAUUCAUUGCACAUAUCUCUGGGUCUGGAAGAGCUCCAACUUGUCAUGCUAGGUUUGGAUCAUGCAGAAAUCUGUGUUGCAUGCUUACCAAAAGUUGAUGUCCACUCUUUCCCAACUUGCGAGGGGGCCGUUUCUCAUGCAGGAUGAGUAUAAUAGAGAGCUCACAGGAUCUGUCAUGCUACCUGCUGUAUUCCAGACCGCAUGGGCCAUGGAAAAUCUGGACGACAAGUGCUACUCCCUUCCAGGCCCAGACAUGUUUGCAUCUGAUAGGACUGGCCGAUGCUGGGUAAGGAAACUGUGUACUUAUCUUGUUGAAUGACGAUCCGCACCAGAACGAUAUUCUAUUUUUUUCUCCAAUGAUAAGAAACAAAUAUUUUCUUUCUCAGCGACGAUACCACACCGAUUUUCGUGUGGUUUAACUGGACGAAACAAAUGAGAUUUCCUCACCCCAACACAGGUGACCCAGUGUCGUAUCUUGUCCUCUACAUUAACAAGCUCGUUCUGGACACCGAGAUAGCAAUCGGGAACUGGAUCUACACGCAGUUUUACAACCCCCUCGCAGCUACGAACCCAAUAAGACGGCCUUCUCGCGGAGCAGAAGACGAGAUGUGCACUAUUGUCAGCAAAACUCUACUCCAACUCCAUGCAACUUGAAAGGGUAGUUAUUUGUGGUGCGCGUUUUGGGUACAGAAGUCAACUUGUGUCGCAUGAAUCGAGCACCAGAUGGACUUUCAGUCACAUUCUUGCUUUGCGUAUCUGACUUUUGGAGCUGUGCGGGUAGCUACAACAGGGGCGUCUGUCAUGCCGAAUAGGUUUGAAUUCUAUUCCAGGUCCAGACAAGCGGAGCACUUGCAUCAAAUAAACCCAUCUGCCGUCGGGCUGCAAUGCAAAUUGGAUUGUGUACACAAAUCUGCGGUGCCACACUAUGGGAUUCUCGAACGUUACAUUCUCAACUCUUACAUGAUUUGUCAUGCAAAAUUACCACUGCGCAUGACAAAUUCUGAGAGGGCUAAACAGCACUAUAAUCCGCACCAAACCUUAAUGCAAGACGCGCAAGGUUCUCCCUCCCACCUGUGCUAGUCUUGCAUUGCAAAUUCAUGUAACAGUUGAGAAUGUAACGUUUGAGAACGCCAUACACACCCUUGCCAUUUUGCAGUGGGCGAUUUUUCAUUUGCAUAGCGCCGUUGGACAUCGGAUCUCGAAUUAAAAAGGAAAAGGAGAGUAUCAACCUCAAAUAUGUCGGGGUCUGAAAGGUGCGACUUGUGAUGCCGUCUCUGGGUUGUACAAAAAUCUGUAUUGCAUUAGUAGCAACAAGAACGAAGUUUUUGCUGUGGGGAGAGGACAGUUCUCGUCAUCCGGAAUACUCAAGCAUCAGCAAAUCUGUGAUGCUAUGCCAUGAAUUACGGGCAUCAUGGGCCAAGGCCAUGCGAAAUAUGCAUGACAAACCUGGCAAUCUUCAAGCCCCAGACAUAUUUGCCGUUGAUAGAGAUGCUGAAAGAGCAACUGAACGACGCAAAGGAGAAGUUGCUAAAUACGCUACCGAAAAGUUUACCCACACGACGAAAGAAUAUGAAGUUGUGCGCAGCUCCGCUUUAGUCACUCUGGGUAACAAAAAUCUGUAAUGCGGAGAGGAUGGUGAUGAGGCAGUAUCAUGCAGAACGCAGUUUAUCAUCGCUAAUAGCAAUGAUAAAAGAGAUAAAUUACAAGAGUAAAGCUUGUCAUGCAGAACAAACAAAAAAAACAACUAAAAACGCACACUCUUUUUCUUUGAAGGUAUGGAUAUGCUUUGCUGCAGAAUAAAAACGGGAACUUAUCAAAUGGAAUUCAUGUGCCCUCACCGCAGGUAGCGCUGUGCAAAUGUGUAUUCUGAAAAAAAUCAAUUGUCAAGGAGGGAAAUUGUGAUGCCGAAUUGCGAACACAAAGCAAGAAACUAUGGUGUUGCUAGAAGGCAUAGAUAAGUACACAGCCGAGGCCUGGUAGGUAGGUUCCCAGCGUAUACCGGCUUGAUGCGGACUUUUAUCGACGAGGUAUCGUCUCCGCCGACGGAACAAAGUGGUACGCUGGCAAAAAUCUUCCAGUCUCUCAGCACAAUGCAGCAAGAAAAAAUUCCUCAUGUUAACAGAUACUUGUGCUGCUAGAUGAAAUGCGAUGUAGUGCAAUAUUUGGUUGUUUGGACUGAAAGCUUUUUCAAGAUCACGUCGACCACCAUCGCACAAUACGGGUUCAAUCACACUUUGGGUACAGAGGUUUAUAUACUAUAUUUUUCUCGGUGCUAACUGUGCAUGUUAGAAGGAAGAAGAACGUUGUAAAGUAUUUAUAUCAUGCGCGCAAAAUCAACUACGUUUUGGUGUACUGCAAGAACAAAAAUAUAGAUUCAAAUUUGUCAAAAAACCGCAGAUGAAGACGGCUCCCUGAAAGGAUCUGCGGUCAAGCCGGGCGAAAUAGGAAUUGCCUAUGGAUUGCAAAUAUGUCUGGGUCUGGAAUCUUGCCUGAUUUCGUCACAAAGCUUUUGUUGGCUUCGUGAUGCCUACUUCGCAUGAAACAUGCCGUCUCCGCGUAAGUAGCACAACUUUGACUACUUGUCUUGCGGCUCAUGCAAUACAGGUUUUUUUAAGAAUCCCAGUGCAGCAUGACAAGUCACAUCCUUCCAGACCCUCCAGACAUAUUUGUACUUCAGAUUGCACAUUUCGCGAAGAUACCGGACUCGAACUUGUUGCUCAAGAGUACAGAUGAUACAGUCUUUUCUGUUUUUGAAUGUGUAUGCAAUUAAUAUUAACUUUUCCGAGGUUUUGUGUGGAAAUAAAGUUUGUCUCCUACGUACUGUACACGCGCUUCCUCAACCACAUCAACAAAAAAAAAUAGCUGGAAUGAAGUUGGUCCGAGAAGAAACUGCCGAUCUACGAAGCGAGCUGUCAAAGUAUCAAAUGUAAAAAUGUCUGGGUCUGGAAGAAUGCGCGAUUUGUCAUGCAGCUUUUCCAUGACCCAUGAAGCCUGGAAUGCAGGACCUAGCAUGACAGAUUCUGUGCGGUCUCUCUCAAUCUCAUGCCUAUCCUGCAUGAGACACUCCCUCCCGGCUUGGUCAAAACUGGACGACUUUUGGUAAUCAUGCAACACAGAUUUUUGCACGCUUCGAAUUUAGCAUGACAAGUUGCAUUCUUCCAGACCCGGACACUUUUACAUUUGAUACCAAGUCGGAGGCGACCAACCUAGAUAUGGCGGAUAUCAUCUUGAAAAGCGCAACAUUCCUGUAAAACAAGACGAGUUGCGUCAGAGUCUUUCGAUGCUGGUCUCCAGCAAUUUCUAGUUGUCAUGUGGCGUAUAAUCAUAUGAUGUGCAUUUUUCAAGGUAAGUAGAAAUAGACAUGACAUGACGGCUACACCAUCCAGUGCGAAGAAGAUCAUAGCUUCGCUCCAUUGUGUGAUGAACCAAUAAAUUCAAUACAAAGCUGUACUCGACGCAGUUGCAACAUGCUUGUGUGUUUCUCAGGAACUGCGCGUUUUCAGUACCAUAGACCCGAAAGUCGCGUCGCUGAGCAGCACGAUCGAAGAACUCAACGUAUGAAUUGCAAAAAUGUUUGGGUCUGGGAGAUUGCAACUUGUCAUGGUAAAUCUGAUACAUGCAAAAAUCUGUGUUGCAUGAGUGCCAAAAGCUGUAAACUUUUGCCCAAGUUGGAAGGUAGUUUCUCAUGCAGGAUAGGCAUGGCAGAGACCUCGCAGAGUCUGUCAUGCUAAGUCCCGCAUGCCAGACCUCACGGGUCAUGGAAAAUCUGCAGGACAAGUCUACACUUUUCCAGACCCAGACAUUUUUGCACUUGAUACCACGCGAAGCAGAUUAAAAUGACGGCCGAGUACGAACAGGAGAUGAACAUGUUGCGAUCCCAACUGCACGGUUUGCUACGCCAGAACCAGGAGUUGAAACUGGAGUUGGACCACAGCCAGAGCACAGGAGGCGGACACCCCGCCGCGUCCCCAACCUCGUCAUCCUCGGGCAGCAAGGGAACGGUGUUUAUGUCGCCACCAACGGAAAAGCAUAUGCAUUCUGCAAACAUGUCUCGGUCUGGAAAUCUGUGAUGCAUGUGAGUGAAUAAUGAGCACACACACACACACGAACUGUGAUGCGCCGUCAAGCAUGACAAAUUGCUUUGUGCUGUCUCUACAUUGUGUAAAUAUUCCGCAGAAGGAGCUUUGUUUUUGCAUGACAGAAAAGAGGAGCUCGCGUUCGUGGCCUCACAUUACUUUUUUCCGAGGCUUCUCAGACUAGCAUGACAAGCCUCGCAAUCUUCGAGAGGACCCGGACAUCUUUGUAAUGCAUACGACCGCAAGAGACGGUACAACUGCCCCCGACGCCGAUGCAAGAGAAGAACGUGCCCAAUGCCUCGCCGUUGGAACACAAGGAAAGCAGGGUCGAAACGGGGGGGAUCGGGACGCCGCGAAAAACACCCACGCUCCAGUAGCAGCAAGAACCACGGACUGGUGCGCAAUAGACGUUUGAUGUUGACUGCAAAACUAAAAACUUUUUUAUGUUCGCAAAACUCAUCGAUAUCACACUUCAGAUUAAAACAAGUAGUUGGACAAUAUUUCUACAGAAAACCAUCCAAGGUAGAUUUUGCUUCAGUCGAGCUCCUCCAUUGCAUAAUGUAGUAAAAAAGUAGGAUCAGUAAAUAAGACAAGCUCCCGGUCUUGGAGCUGGUGGCGAUUGUAAGAAGAAUCAACAAGAGCUAGAGCUGCAGCUGGAAUGAUUUAAUCGUCCGUAUUAGAAUCUUGAAUUUUGCCUUCUGACGACGAAUAUGGGAUUCCAUAAAACACAAAGAAAUAUAUUCAAGCAAAUUUGCGCCGCGAGCUUGCUAAGUGUAGCAUACUUUGUCUGCUGGCUCUACGCUGGUGUUCACCCUCAAGCAGCUCUUGAAUGGAUCACGCAUUUCGAAGGCGUCUCUUGCGCUCCUUGCUGUUUUUCAAUAAUG
Amoebophrya sp. A120 is the source of this 7421-nucleotide messenger RNA. Lineage: Eukaryota; Dinophyceae; Syndiniales; Amoebophryaceae. The record is from the annotation of a GenBank genome assembly.